Messenger RNA from Lontra canadensis (Northern American river otter), 1829 nucleotides. It is a transcript of the gene RASSF10, whose product is annotated as Ras association domain family member 10. The record is from RefSeq and is a predicted model, not a curated record. NCBI's taxonomy places the organism in Eukaryota, Metazoa, Chordata, Mammalia, Carnivora, Mustelidae. The transcript has a single exon. Gene Ontology annotation, biological process: signal transduction. Bases 229 to 1725 code for a protein of 498 amino acids.
CGAAAGAGCCGGAUCCCGGGCGCACAGCCCAGGGAGAAAAGCCCGCCGUCCGGGCCGAGCGCUGCCACGGAGUCCGUGCGCAAUCGGCGAGAAGGGCCUGUGCCGACGGUUCGAGGCUCCUAGGCUCCUAAACCGUCGCAGAGCUGCUUGGCUGCCCGUCCCCCACCUUCCCCCUCUGCCACCCCGCCGGGGCCCAGACCGACCCGCCACCUGCGUCCCGGUUGCGCCAUGGAUCCUUCGGAGAAGAAGAUAUCGGUGUGGAUCUGCCAGGAGGAGAAGCUGGUGUCUGGUCUCUCUCGCCGCACCACCUGCUCCGACGUGGUGCGGGUGCUGUUGGAGGACGGCUGCCGGCGGCCGCGGAAGCAGCGGCGGGGCCGGCGGCGAGGGGCGGCCAGCGACUCGCCAGGCCGGGAGGAGCUGCGGGAACUCCUGGACGAGGACGACGAGGACGACGACGAGGCGCUGCCGCAAGGCAUGCUGUGCGGACCCCCGCAGUGCUAUUGCAUCGUGGAGAAGUGGCGGGGCUUUGAGCGUAUCCUGCCCAACAAGACGCGCAUCUUGCGUCUCUGGGCCGCCUGGGGCGACGAGCAAGAGAACGUGCGCUUUGUGCUGGUGCGCAGCGAGGCGUCGCUACCCAACGCGGGCCCCCGCAGCGCCGAGGCACGCGUUGUGCUCAGUCGGGAGCGCCCCUGCUCGGCUCGGGGGAUCCCGGCGCGGCCCAGCCUGGCCAUGACCCAGGAGAAACAGCGGCGGGUGGUUCGCAAGGCCUUCCGCAAGCUGGCCAAGCUCAACCGGCGGCGCCAGCAGCAGCCGUCGUCACCCUGUUCGUCCACGUCGUCGUCCACCGCUUCAUCCUGUUCGUCUUCGCCGCGGGCUGCCGAGCGCGCAUCCGUGGAGCGCAUGGAGACGCUGGUGCAUUUGGUGCUCUCCCAGGACCACACCAUCCGCCAGCAGGUGCAGCGGCUCCGGGAACUGGAUCGCGAGAUCGAUCGCUAUGAGGCCAAGGUGCACCUGGACCGCAUGCGGCGACAUGGAGUCAACUACGUGCAGGACACUUACUUGGUGGGCGCAGGCAUCGAGGUGGACGGGCCCAGCCCGGGAGAGGAGCCGGAGGCGGCCGCGGCUCCCCUGGACGGCGAGGCGCAGGCGGCCGCGCUGGAGGAGCUGGCCCGGCGGUGCGACGACCUGCUGCGCCUGCAGGAGCAGCGAGCCCAGCAGGAGGAGUUGCUCGAGCGCCUCUCGGCCGAGAUUCAGGAGGAGCUGAACCAGAGGUGGAUGCGGAGGCGCCAGGAGGAGCUCGCGGCGCGGGAGGAACCCCUGGAUCUUGAUGGCAGCCACGACGGUGAGCUGCUGCUGGAGCAGGAGCGGGUCAGGACGCAGCUCAGCACCAGCCUCUACAUCGGGCUCCGGCUCAACACGGACCUGGAGGCUGUCAAGUCGGAUUUGGAUUACAGCCAGCAGCAGUGGGACACCAAGGAGCGCGAGCUGCAGGGCCUUCUCCAGACUUUGCACACGUUGGAGCUGACGGUAGCGCCCGACGGGACUCUCGACUCUGGCGAUCCCUCCCGGGAAUCCCGGCCUCAGGGCCGCGCGGAGGUGUGGGUGGAUCAGGCCCGCGGGCUGGCCAAGAGCUGUCCCGGCAACGACGAGGACUCGGAUACCGGGCUGAGCUCUAUGCACAGCCAGGACUCGGACUCGGUGCCAGUGUGCGAAUCUCUUGUGUAAGGGGAGCAGGGUGGGACAGGGGGACGACCCUCCCCACUUCCUCGCAGAAAGCACUGGCAUGGCCGGCUCAGGGACUUGAAACCAGGUUGGGGGUGGGCCGGGGA